AUGCUGACCAGACUUUUUCGUAUCCAUGGCCUAUUUGUGGCCUCCCACCCCUGGGAGGUGAUUGUGGCAACAGUGACCCUCACCAUCUGCAUGAUGUCUAUGAACAUGUUCACCGGCAAUGACCAGAUUUGUGGCUGGAACUUUGACUGCCCCAAAUUUGAAGAGCAAGUCCUCAGCAGUGACAUCAUCAUUCUGACCAUCACACGAUGCAUAGCCAUCAUCUACAUUUACUUCCAGUUCCAAAAUCUUCGACAGCUCGGAUCAAAAUAUAUAUUGGGUAUUGCCGGACUUUUUACAAUCUUCUCCAGUUUUGUCUUCAGCACUGUUGUGAUUCAUUUCCUGGAUAAGGAGCUCACAGGUUUAAAUGAGGCAUUGCCUUUCUUCCUGCUGCUGAUUGAUCUCUCGAAAGCCUGUGCUCUGGCCAAAUUUGCUCUAAGUUCAAACUCCCAGGAUGAGGUGAGAGAAAACAUCGCCAGAGGAAUGGCUGUACUUGGUCCUACGUUCACCCUGGAUGCCCUGGUGGAGUGCCUAGUAAUUGGCGUAGGCACCAUGUCAGGUGUUCGCCAGCUUGAGAUCAUGUGCUGCUUUGGAUGCAUGUCUGUACUGGCCAACUACUUUGUUUUCAUGACUUUCUUCCCGGCCUGUGUCUCACUGGUGCUUGAAUUGUCCAGGGAGAGUCGAGAAGGACAUCCUAUCUGGCAACUGAGCCACUUUGCUCGUGUGCUGGAGGAAGAGGAGGACAACAAGCCCAACCCAGUGACCCAGAGAGUCAAGAUGAUCAUGUCUCUGGGCUUGGUAAUGGUCCAUGCUCAUAGCCGAUGGAUCGCUGACCCUGCAUCUCCAAAUGGAACCCUUGACGUGCCCCAAGUUGGAAUAAGCCUGAGUUACCAUACCCCAAAAAGGAUUGAUCCAGAUAUGCCACUAUGGCAAUUCUACCUGUCUAGAAUGAUCAGUAUGGACAUCGAGCAGGUCAUCACUCUGGGUCUUGCCCUCUUCCUGGCUGUAAAGUACAUCUUCUUUGAGCAGGUGGAGAUGGAGUCAACAUUGUCACUUAAAGUCCCCAACCCUAGCUCCAUGCUCACACAGAAGUGGUCUCCAGAACAAUGCUGCAGGAAGGAGAUUGCUCUCCGCCCCAGCAAGGCCGAGAAGCCCCCAACUCUCCCUCCAGUCAUCACCAAAGAAGAAAGAGAUUUAGUGAUAAAGCCCCUGCCCACCAUCACAGAACCAGCCCCUAAAAGCACAUUUGUGGUGGGAGAAGAGGAAAGCCUGGACAGUGCCGCAGUGGAGCAGCCUCAACCCAACAUCCCCUCAAAGCCUCGGCCAGUGGAUGAGUGUCUCACCAUCCUGAAAAAUCUUGAGAUGGGUGCUCGAUACCUGAGUGAUGCUGAGGUUAUUAUAUUAGUGAAUGCAAAGCACAUUCCUGGCUACAAGUUGGAGGCCAUGAUGGAGAGCCCAGAAAGAGGGGUGAUGAUCCGCAGAAAGAUGUUGUGCCAAAAACUCCCUAAUCCUUCUGCACUCACCUGCCUUCCUUAUAAAGACUAUGACUACUCACAGGUGAUGGGAACUUGCUGUGAGAACGUCAUUGGUUACAUGCCGGUUCCAGUGGGUGUCGCAGGGCCUCUGCUGUUGGAUGGAAAGCAAUUCCAGGUCCCCAUGGCUACAACCGAGGGCUGUCUGGUGGCCAGCACCAACCGAGGCUGCAGAGCUAUAGCUCUGGGUGGUGGAGCCAGCAGCAGGGUUUUGGCUGAUGGUAUGACCCGUGGCCCUGUGGUUCGACUGCCCUCUGCCUGCCAGGCUGCUGAGGUCAAGGCCUGGCUGGAGAGUCCUGAGGGAUUUAAGUGCAUUAAAGAGGCCUUUGACCACACCAGCAGGUUUGCUCGUUUGGAGAAGCUCCUGGUUGGCCUUGCUUCACGCAAUCUAUAUAUCCGCUUCCAGUCCAGAACUGGAGAUGCCAUGGGAAUGAACAUGAUCUCAAAGGGCACAGAACAGGCUCUGGCAAGGCUAAAAGAAGAAUUCCCAGAGCUGCAGGUCCUGGCAGUCAGUGGGAACUAUUGCACUGACAAAAAACCUGCUGCCAUUAACUGGAUUGAGGGUAGGGGCAAGUCUGUGGUCUGUGAGGCCACCAUACCUGCCAAAGUAGUCAAAGAGAUCUUGAAGACAAGCACAGAAGCUUUGGUGGAUGUGAACAUCAAUAAGAACCUGGUAGGCUCCGCCAUGGCGGGAAGUAUUGGGGGUUACAACGCUCAUGCUGCAAACUUAGUGGCUGCCAUUUACAUCGCGUGCGGACAGGAUCCCGCUCAGACAGUGGGCAGCUCUAAUUGCAUCACUUUGAUGGAAGCAUCAGGCCCCACAGGAGAGGAUCUUUACAUUAGCUGUACCAUGCCCUCUAUAGAGCUGGGCACAGUGGGAGGGGGCACCAAUCUUGCACCUCAGCAAGCCUGUCUUCAGAUGUUAGGCGUGCAGGGCGCCAGUGAGGCGCACCCAGGUGAGAACGCCCGGCAGCUUGCCAGGGUAGUGUGUGCCACAGUGCUGGCAGGGGAGCUGUCACUCAUGGCUGCCCUCGCUGCCGGACAUCUGGUGAAAAGCCACAUGACGCACAAUAGGUCAAAAUUAAAUUUGCAGGAAACACCAGGAACCCGCACAAAACAAGCUUCAUGAAACCCAAUCAGAUGCUGGUGGGAGGCUAAAAUGUGGGAGACAACUGAAAAGGAAGGAGACUCCAGGAAUAUUGCAUUACAUUUGCUGAAGAGGACUUUACUGAAGAUGGACUACAGAACUGGUUCCCAUUCCAGCAGGAUACAGCUUUCAUUGUCAUUUGCAGAGUGCCGAUCCUGAGUCAUCUCAAAAGACUGCUGAAGUUACUACUGUUGUAGUACACUGUUCUGACAUUUUACUUACAUAUCUCAGAACUAAUGCUCAUUGCCUUCAGUGCUUGUUGGAUGCACGCACAUCAUAGUAAUUUAUUUUUUUCACAGUUCACUCUGAAAAAUAGGGGCAUAUAUUUGUUAGUAUGUCAGCUUGAUGGAAUAAAGACUGAACAGAGACAAUUUAGAAAACAUGGAACAGCAACAGCACCACAUAGAGGAGCUGAAAAGCAAUGAUUCUCUAGAUUUUUUGGGGUAGAAUGAUAAUUACUGUAUAAUUGCCAAAUGCAGCCUUCUGCAGUGUUUUUAUUAUGUUUCUAUGAAUGUACAUUAGUUUGAUUAGAUGGGAGCUAAACGGAUAUAUAUAUUUGAUAAAAUGAUAUGUGCUAGAUUUCUUGAAGGGAAGAUUGCAAAGGUGCAACUGUUUCACAAAGGUGCUAUAAUACUCUUUAUGACCUGUCAUUCACAAGUCAGUUGUUGCUGUGCUUGCUUUUGUAUGUGCAAGUACAUGCACACUGUGUAUAUACAAUAUACACUACCUUCUGUGUUUCUAUCACACCUCAACGUUUAGCACUUAAUGGUUUUGCUUUGUGCACAUAUGGAACUAAUUGUGAAAUCAGCGCCUACCUUUGUUCACAAGGUCUCUUUUCAAAUGUCCCAUUACAAAGAGAGCUGGCUAUGUUUUCCAAAGGUAAGAAAUUAGUACAAAACUGUAUAUGAAAUGGUUUUGUAUAUUUUUGUAAUAAAAAUAAAGGGCAUGUGUGAUUCAUUAAUUA
This is a messenger RNA of Pygocentrus nattereri (red-bellied piranha), 3640 nucleotides long. It is a transcript of the gene hmgcra, whose product is annotated as 3-hydroxy-3-methylglutaryl-CoA reductase a. The transcript has 19 exons. Gene Ontology annotation, cellular component: endoplasmic reticulum membrane; peroxisomal membrane. Gene Ontology annotation, biological process: isoprenoid biosynthetic process; sterol biosynthetic process; coenzyme A metabolic process. The record is from RefSeq and is a predicted model, not a curated record. NCBI's taxonomy places the organism in Eukaryota, Metazoa, Chordata, Actinopteri, Characiformes, Serrasalmidae. Gene Ontology annotation, molecular function: hydroxymethylglutaryl-CoA reductase (NADPH) activity; NADP binding; protein binding. The coding region runs from base 1 to 2658 and encodes 885 amino acids.